AUGGAAAACCUCGCGGAAGCUAUAUGUAACCAUCACGAGAUCGACAUAUCUGAUCCGUCACUACCGAGUCAAAGUGAAAUAUCCACCGUGGGUAGAAUAUGCUGCGAUUCGGAGGGAAAGCUUAACCCCGAAUCAGUGAUACUAGAAUCCUUACCGUAUUUCGGUGGGAAAAGGGUAAAAUUAGCGAUAAAUAACCUUUCAUCGUACGCGCUUUUUCCCGGACAGAUCGUAGGGAUUCAGGGAACAAACAAUUUUGGAUCAGAGAUAAAUGUAUCCAAGAUUCUGGAGGUACCCCGGUUACCAAUGUGCCGUACUUCGCCCAAUAUAAUCAAAGAUUAUUAUGGGCCUACAAAGUUAAACGGAAGACCAUUGAAUGUGUUCGAAGGAACCGGAUGUGCUAAAAAUUAUAACAUCGAUUGUAAGAUGGGUCCAUUCGUCGAUGAGGAUCAUUCCUUGAUUCAAGCGGGUGAAAUGGAUAUGACUCCAGGAGAAAUUUUUGCGAGGAAAAUAAAUCCUAUGCUGUAUGCGUUUACCCGGAGUACGCCAACGGUAAAGGUGGUCAUGAUUCCUAGCAUAAAAGAUGUAUUUCAUAAUCACAUAGCCUUCCCGCAACCACCAUUUGGCAGAUCAGGAAUUGUGGAGGGCAUCACAUGUCUUUCCAAUCCCGUUCAAUUUCGAGUGAAUGAAAUCGUUUUCGCUAUUAGCAAUAUCGACGUUUUAUGUCAUCUUUUUCAAGAUGAGACCGAAAAAGACAGUGAGUAUCGGUGUUUCUUCGAUAUUACAUUACACCGGGAUUUCUGUAAUCGACAAAUGUUAAUAAUAGGUCACAUUUUUAGCCUUUAUCCGUUAUUUCCACCAUCGGCCGGAGCAAAUUUGGAUCUAAAACAUUGGUCCAGUCUCGACUUGUUAUAUACGCCUGACGUGCUCGUGUUACCUUCGAAACUAAAAUAUUUUGCAAAGGUCAUCGACAAAGUAAUCUGCAUCAACCCCGGCUACCUAGCAAAAGGGUCCAACACAUACAUAAAGAUGACGAUACAUCCGCCUCCUCAGAGCAUCGAAGGAGAAGCGGAAGCGGAACAUCUUGUUCAUCAAAGAACACGUGUGGAUAUUAUCAGAAUCUGA
Molecule: messenger RNA, 1122 nt
Organism: Acaulospora colombiana
Lineage: Eukaryota; Fungi; Glomeromycota; Glomeromycetes; Diversisporales; Acaulosporaceae
Source: the annotation of a GenBank genome assembly